AUGUCUACCGAACAAUACCAAAGAUCAGAACUUCGCACUCGCAUUCAACAACGCCUACAACAACGCACUGACACAACCACCAAAUCUUCGCCGAAAACCUUCAACCAACUCCCUCCAUAUCUCCAAAACGUCCUCCCCGACAACUACACUUACAUCAUCAAAUCAUACAAAGAACUUCCCUUGCACAACUUUGACGGCGCACCGAAUGCUUCUUUUGACGCACAAUUCUACAUCAACAUUGCCUCGCAAGACGAAAUAGAGGCAUGGCGAGCAGCAUUCCAUGCCAAAACCGGGACAAUAUUCCGAAUCACUCGAGCCGACAAGGUGAAAGGAAUCAAGGUGAUCUACCACAAAGACUUUCACUGCAGACACGCUGACAUUGCCGCCAUCAAGUACAUGCAAAAGACCUAUGCUCAAAAGGCGGGUCAGAGGAGGAGUAGAAAUACAAAUUGCCAGUGUCUGGCCAAGAUUAGGUUGGAAAAAUCAAGAUUGUCACUCUCACACCCUUGUGAAGUGAGGUUGUUGUAUAAUCACAACCACCGAUUGGAACCAGCACAGUCUUCGAAUAAUAACAACGUUACCUCGACCUUAAACUCUCACAUAAUGUCAUCUACUUUAGCUCCUCCCCCGACAUUCUUGCAUGAAGCUUCUCCGUCGGUUACUCCCUCCAUCGGUACCACUCCGCUCGGCACGCCCUUGAUUGGAACUCCCAGCGAUACGAGCACCCUCAGCGCUCAGAGCUCGCCUAAGCAAGAAUUUGCAGAUUUCGGUUAUGGAUUAAGUCAUUCAACUCUCUCCCAAUUCACUCGGGAAACCGAAGCCGACAUUCUCAUUGCUGACCCGUACUAUAACAACUCGCUUUACAAGUUCUUGACCGGGCAAAAUAAAGCCAGAUCCCAUUCGCUUGAAAUGGCUGCUCAUUUCUUUGAUUCUUUCACGUAUGUUCCUACCUAUGACGAAUAUCCUGGAGCGAGCCUUGGAAUAGAAUU
Messenger RNA from Paraglomus occultum, 989 nucleotides. NCBI's taxonomy places the organism in Eukaryota, Fungi, Glomeromycota, Glomeromycetes, Paraglomerales, Paraglomeraceae. The record is from the annotation of a GenBank genome assembly.